Molecule: messenger RNA, 1365 nt
Organism: Paramuricea clavata
Lineage: Eukaryota; Metazoa; Cnidaria; Anthozoa; Malacalcyonacea; Plexauridae
Source: the annotation of a GenBank genome assembly
AUGGCUGUGAACAGCGUUGUGAACGACGGCAACACAAACAAUUAUACUGAACUCGAUCUCACUCUAAAUGUGAACUCCACUUAUAUUUGGCAGAAAUACGGAAAAUAUCUUGAAUGCUGCGAAGACAGAAGAGUAAAAUGGUUAGGGGACUUAACUUAUCUAAAGGAUUUUGUGUCAAGUUUGUACGGCAAUGUCGGCAAAUGGAAUUCUCCUGGGGGAUCAGCGAAGUGUUUUCGGCACGAUCAAAUUUGCCUAACCUGGUAUGCAAAUAAAAAGUCUUUGCUUUUUCAAGGUGAGGAGGGAAAUAAACUAAAAGAUCUGAUUAUAAAAUGCUAUAAAAACAGUGAUUUGGCGCACGACCAUGCCAAUACAUGCGAACAAGAACCUAUCGUAUUAGUCAACAACAGUAGACGAGAGUCACCAAAUGAGUGUCAAAAUUGUAGUCGUCUGUUUGCAGAAAUGACUGAAGUCAAUCGCAAAAUUGAUGGGCUGCAUGAGAUUGUCAAUAAUCUCUAUCAGUUGAAUACAAAGUUUGUAAAUUAUGAAUAUUCUAGAAAUGACGACAAACGAAGUACUUGUGAACUGGGCACGCAAACUGAUCUGUACUCGGAGCAGAGUGUUGCUCAACACCCAUCCGUCAUACAGACUGCUGAUAUCAACUUGGCUACCGAAAUAGAAGGCCUCAAGCUAGACGUUGUAAUUAUAGAAUCGAAAACUGCGAGAGAUUUGGAGGCUAACAGACAAGCGAUAGAACAGCUUCGAGGCGAGCUAGCGACCGUAGGGGUGAAGAUUAGAUGCUCCCAAGGGUGUCGUGUACUGCCUAAUGAUAAUGCUAAAGAAAAGUUAAAUUAUUCAACCCAAUUAAGCUUUCAAACACCAAUAAACGUUCAUGCUAAUCAUGGUAACUCUAAUUCAAUUCAACCAUGCGUUACUCACUCACCAACAAAUUGCGCCGAAAAAAACUCAAAUUAUUCAACUCAGCCAAGUGCACAAACAUCAACAAUGUGUGAAGCUAAUCAUGGUAAUCUAACCCAGCGAAGUCCCCAACCACCAACAAUUGACCACAACGUAACAAAUACUUGCGAAAUAGGAAACAGUUCCAGAAUGGAACACAUUAAUACCAUAGCAGAAACUGAACCGUGUGCACCGCGGAGUACCACGAUUGCUGAAUGGAUAGACCGUUUGCCUCUCGUUGAAACAGUACAAUCAAAGUUUAGCACUGAAAGCCGUCCUUUUUUUCGGAAACGCUACCGCAGGAAGAGUCGAGGCAGUUUGGUAAAACAGAAUCAUCCGGAAUACAUCAAGAAUCGCCGAACACAAGAUUGGCUCAAUCACCUGAACCUUGUACGCCAUAUUAUGACUUAA